Molecule: messenger RNA, 1134 nt
Organism: Aspergillus homomorphus CBS 101889
Lineage: Eukaryota; Fungi; Ascomycota; Eurotiomycetes; Eurotiales; Aspergillaceae
Exons: 2
Coding region: 56-1012 (318 amino acids)
Source: RefSeq, a predicted model, not a curated record
UCCUGUCUGACUCUUCCUCUCCCGGACAAAACUUCGAGUCGACGGUGCUGACACGAUGCCUACGCCUGUUGCGAAAGGAAUCAUCAUUACCGUCUCGGCGCUCGUCGCUGCCGGGAUCGCGGUCUACGAGUCGCCUCAGUUCCGCCAAUGGGUGAACAACUCGCGGCGAAAGAUCGCACUGGCCUUGCACAGCCUAGGCGACGAUAUUAACCCGCACGAUGCUACGCUCCGACAAGAUAUCUCGAUGACUGAGGAAGUGGGUGCAGCGGCCGAAGAACGCCGGCGAUUAGCUCGCGAGGAGCUCCAACGACGUCGUUCCUUGCUCGAAGAGCGUCGCAAGGGCUUGGCGCGAGCACCGACGAAUAGCUUUGAUACUUUGGUCGAUGAACAGGGCCGGUUGCUAGACACUUCGGAUUCGAGCGAGAUACCGUUGGCCAACUCGACUGCUGUCGAAGUGGCGACGUCGCAGCCUGUGCACCGGGGCAAGCUGGCUGGGGCCCCAGCCUUGCUGCCAGAGAGCGCCCCGAGCCAGACUCAAACCCGCGAGUUAAGCCAGCCGCUGCAGCUCGAUAUCCCGUCACCUCGUGUCGGUUCGCCUUCACUGGCCGAGUUCACCCCCGUCUCUGAAGCUCCUGACAAAAUGGCCGCGUCGCUCUUGUCGUCACAUAUGGAGGAGGAACAUCAUGUUGUAGGGGAUGACGAGUCAGUCUCUAGCCAUACGGAAGGUCACUCGGAAGUGCUAUCUACUGGUCCUGGGGACUGGAUGACAAACGAAACUGGUCGCGACUUGAGGUCUCCCUUCUCCGACUUGGCGGAACUGCAGUUCCAGCAGGGACGCCCCUCAACUCCAUCUACCAGCGACAGCUACAGCCAGAUCUAUGAGUCCGCGAUCGACGCAUCGUCAGAUGGCACAUUGAGCGAUCUGGGCCGGUCGACUGGCGUGGCCACGCCAGCCAGUUGGUCAGAGGUGGGCAGUGUGAUCAGUAAUGACGAGCACAUUCAUCACUUGUAGGCAAAUUGGAAUAAGUCGCGUGUAGUACUGCUGGUUGGACGGCGCUGGAGGAAGGCGUUAUUGGUAUUUGCUUUUCUGUUUUUGCUGGCUCGGUUGGGACUUGGGACAAAGGAAUGCCAGGG